AUGUUUGAUCAAAAUUUAUCCCUUAUUCAACCUGGAGGGGAUUUCAAUAUUAUAUGGGUUUCUGGAGAUCCUAUGAAAAAAAAACUUACACCAAAAUUGAGGAAGCUAAUGGUUGAUUGUAAUUUAAAUGUUAUAUUGUCACAGUUACGACCUUACAUAUUUAAUUUUCAAAAGGGUAUUGCCUACGACAAAACAUUUAUGUUUCCUUUGAAUGUUGUUUACCGUCUUAUCUAUGGAAUUUUGGAAUGUCUUGAUUUUUCUCUUAAUAAUAUAGAAAAAAAACUUGAAGAUCUUACAUCCAUUGAGAUGCGUCUUCUUCAUAUAGAAGAGAAAUUAAAAUUAUUUGGGCAUCAGAUUAGUCAAUUUCAUCUUGAAGAUGACACUGAUGAUGAUGAUGAAGAAGUUGUAAGAAAAAAAAGAAAAUAUGAAAGCCCAAUUUUUGAUGAUCAUAAUAUGGAAGAAUUAUUUCAAGAGGCUACAGAUAUAGAGUUUGGUCAGUUGGAGGUAGAUAAACCAGUUGCUGAAUUUCCUACUAGUGUUAUUCGUCAUUUUCGUACUCCUACAACUUCUAAAAGUAUAGAAGAAAUUGGAGGUCGUGAGAAAAGAAAGCGUGAAUUUACGGAAUUAUUUGAUAUCAUUUCUGAAGUUGGUAGGACAAAUGAAGAUGUUAUCGAAGUGGCUAGAGAGGCUUUCUCUUCAAAUCCUAUACUUUCUGAGGCUUUUGAAAAAAGAAUUAGUGGUGCUUAUGAAGUUCUUGAUGAGUUUUAUGAUAUGAUACUUGAUGACAAGGCUGCACAAACUGAAUUGUACCUUCAAAAGUUAAAACUUGUUGAACAGAAUGUUAUAAAUGAUGAAUGUAUUGCUCAAAUUAGUAAAGAAUCUGGAAGAAGAUUUUCUAUUAAAGCAGAUACCAUUAUUCCAUCCGAUAUAUAUACUGAAUUGACUUCAAUUGCUAUGGGUAAAAGUACACUUUUUGCUAAAUCUUCUACUCCUGGUACUAUUAGAGAGGAGGGUCACGAACAGAUAGAUACCCCGGCACAUGAUGUUGGAAAAUUGUCGUUUGUGCCAGAAAUAUCUGAUACAGCAUUAGAAGAAUCAGGCAUUCAACUACCUGAAAAAGGAUCACCAGUUGGACCAGAACAUGUUGAAGGUAUUCAGCAUCAAAUAGAAGAGGGAACUGAAGCAGUUCCUGUCAUUCAACAACCUACAAGAAAAAGAAGAAAACCCCAGAUUUCAAGAAGUCGUCAACAACGUCAACGUUCUUCCAGUUCGUUGGAUGUCGUUACAUCAAUGCAAACAUUAGAAGAUAUUUUUCAAUUUUUUAACAGUAGACAAGCUUCAUUUUCUUUAAAAAUAACUCGAAAAAUAAAAGCAAUUUCUAAAUUUUGUGAAAAUUUUGUACUUGGUCUAGCCACACAACGAGAAAGUUUUGAUAUACAUGAAUAUAUGAAAUUUUCUUUUUGGUUCAAAAACCUUGAAAAUAUUUCAGAAGAAAUUUAUAAAAAUAAUGGUUGUUUAAUAAACAUGUUUGAGAAACUACAAACUUUACCUUUUGAUUAUAGUGACAAUGGCUUUAUUAUUGAAAGUGAAUACAAAAAUGAAUUAAAAGAAAUUUUAGAUAAUUUCAAAGUUUCUAAAAUUGAUUGUACUUUAUAUGCAGCUAUUGUUGACAUGCCUAUAAUUGGCCUAUGUAACGAUCAGUACAACAGUGAUAUUAUAAGAACAUGGCUUCAAUCUGAUGGGUUAAAUGAACCAUCUUCACAGAUGUCUUCUCUUUCUGAUUAUAAUCCACCAAGCGGUGAAAGUUACAAUUUGUUACCUAAAUAUUUACCAAAAACUUUUAUGUACUUGGAUUUUACAUAUUCUUUAAAAACAUUAAGAAAUUCUUAUGAAAAAUUAAGGUAUUCUUUUUUGAAGAAGAUGGGACAAGAUCGUGAUUUGUAUCGACGUCAUGGUAAAUUUUCUAAAAAAGUUAAAAAGUUUGUCUGGAAUGACGUUGGAAGCUGGAAUUUUAUUGACAAUGUGGGAAUAGUUGAAAAAAUGAUAAAGGAUGUUGUUUUGUCGGAUAAUCUUUUAACUUCUACAUUUUAUAAUCUUCAAUCUUUGGAUGAAGAAAGUGGUGUAACAACGAAGCUUAUCAACACAUUUUUAUACAAUCCCAAUGGUACAAUUGUUUGGUCUGAUUUGACAUUAUUUAUUGACUCUAUUUUGAAAGUGUAUUAUGAAGAUGAAGAUAGUAGAAAUGUUGAAUUUGCUAAUAUUAAGGAAUUUGUAGAUGAACUUUAUUGUCCUUCUCAACGUAAAACAUUUUUUCAAGAAGCAGUUGAGUCUGUUGAGUUUGAAUCAAGACUACAAGAGAUUCAUAAUUCAUUAGUUUCCAUAUAUAGUGAACCAGAAAAUUACUUUUACAAUAAGUCUAAUGAAAAAGUAUUUUCACAAUUUGAACAUCUUAUGCCAAUGAUUGUCGAGGAAGAAACAAGUAUAAGUGAUGAAAUUGAUAUGGAAGAUAUUCUAGAUGAUUUGGAUACAUUUGAGUUAGAUUUAUUUUUGGGACAUGUACCUCCUUAUAAUGUGGUUGAAGAAGAAUUUAAGGAGAAAACUUUUAAUAAUGUAGAAUCAUUGUAUAACACUUAUAUUAACAAUGAAGAAGAUUUAAGAGUUAAACUAUAUGCUGAUAUUCAAAUAACAAUGCCUUCGAAAUGGGAUGAUGCUUUGACAAAUUAUUCAAGGAAAGAUAGAAAAAGACAUAAUGUAGAAUCUUCAUCUGUACAAGAGAAACCAAAACGUCAACGUGUCAGUGUAAGUUUACCAACAGUACCUGAGGGAGAAUUACAACCAGAUGAAGGCAAACCAGAAGAGAUUCCUAUUAUACCUGUGGUGGAGGAACUACCUGAAGUAGGAGAUCUUGGUAUUGAAAAACUGCCACCAGGUGGAGAUUCGACAGCAUUUAAAGAUGUUCCCCAUUUAACCGGUGAAGAUAUAUUUAGACAUUCAGAAGGUUCAUUGACAUUUAAAGAAACGGAAGAAAUGUGUCCCCAAAUUGAAAAACAACAAAAAGAAUCUGAAAUUUUACUUGAAGAAUCUGUUUUACCCUUACCAUCGAUAGUUGAAAGUGAAAGAAAAGAUUUGUCAGAUGUUACUCUUCCACCUCCAGAAUUUUCUCAAGAACAACUUGUGUCUGAAAUUUCUGAAUUGUAUUUGGAGCCAUCUGUAGGACAACUUGAUGUUAUUAGUGAAAAAAGGAAAGAAGUAGAAGAAUUACUUAAACGUUGUGAUGUCGUACCUGAAUAUCAUUUUACAUUUCCAGUUACCGGUUUUCGUUAUGGUGGUAGAAAAAAAAAUAUAAUAACAGAUAAUGUUUUUCUAAAGAAUGCUGCUUAUCAAAUUGGAUCUACUGAGUUAUUGGACAGCAAUGACAAUGAGGUGUCAUCUGAUAAUGAUACAGGAUUAGGAAUUUCAGACUUAUUUACAGAUAUUUCUUUAAAUGACUAUCCUGAAACAUCAAUGGAAACAUAUGAAAAAGCAAAACGAUUGGCUGGUGAUUCAGAAGUAACAACUUUUAAAAAAUUGGUUGGAGAUUCACCAACACGUGCAAGUGUUGCUAAGAUAUUUUAUAACACUGUUAUUCUUGCAAGAAAUAAUAAAUACCUGUCUCUUUGUCAAAAAGAUUCAAGUGAUAUUAAAAUUACAGUUUAUGAUCCUCCUGGUGAAUAG
Molecule: messenger RNA, 3714 nt
Organism: Strongyloides ratti
Lineage: Eukaryota; Metazoa; Nematoda; Chromadorea; Rhabditida; Strongyloididae
Exons: 2
Coding region: 1-3714 (1237 amino acids)
Source: RefSeq, a predicted model, not a curated record